Molecule: messenger RNA, 1000 nt
Organism: Drosophila miranda
Lineage: Eukaryota; Metazoa; Arthropoda; Insecta; Diptera; Drosophilidae
Product: intrastrand cross-link recognition protein-like
Exons: 3
Coding region: 1-990 (329 amino acids)
Source: RefSeq, a predicted model, not a curated record
AUGUCGGAGAAUAGCUUCAACUCAAAGUAUUUGGACGAUGACGAUGAGGACGAUGCGAUUGCUGCCUCUGAGGCCGCCGAGAAGCCCCUGCCCCACGUGGAGGAGGAUGCUCCGAUGAGUGCCGAGGCCCUGGCGGAGGCUCUAGCGGUGAGCGAGACCGCCUCGGACUUUAUACACGAAGUGGAGCGCUCUCUCUACGGCGACAACAGCAAGGAGUACGGCUCCGCCCAGUACUUCAAGGCGGCCGAGAAUUAUUCGCUGUUUGGCGCCAACUACAUGGGCUUGGAGGAGGACAAGAACAAAAAACCGCCGCCGGGCUUCGACCAAAGCUCCAGUCAGAUUGCGGCUGGAUCGGCCGGAGUAUCCGGCCAAAGCUACUCGGGGGGACCCUCUUCAUCCGGAAUGGGCGGCAUGGCAAUGUCCCAGCAGCCGCAGCACAAGGCCGCGAAUCAGCCAGGACCUGCAGCGCUGCUUCCACAGCAGCAGCAGCAUCCGCGUCAUCCUUCGCCAGCGACAGUGCCCAGGGUCAUAGCCGAGGCAGCAGCUCUGGCUGGAGCUGGGGCUGGCAUCGACAUUGGCCUGCACGCCCAUGGACAUCUGCCCAGUGCCACGGAAAUGACCAUCGGACACAUUUACCAGGAGCUCAUGGGCAUGAAUUUCAAUCAGGCCAAUAUACAGCAGCAGCAGCAGCAACACCACAACCAGCAGCAGCAGCAGCACCACCAGCAGCAGCAGCACCACCACCACCAGCAGCAGCAGCAGGCGGCUCUGAAGCAGCAGCAGCAGGCGGCUCUGAAGCAGCAGGCGGCUCUCCUCUCCUACGGCCAAAAGGCCGUAACAGCAACUGGCAUAGUCCCUGACCCACGCGACGUAUGUUCUCAAAGCGGUGUUUCUUGCGUAUCGUGCCCGUUUGCGUCGCCAGGUCCACUUCUGGGACAACUAGAGUACGGCCAGGACAUUACACUCCACACCCACAGAUUAGAUGACUAGUUUUAAAAUA